Molecule: messenger RNA, 1355 nt
Organism: Cuscuta epithymum
Lineage: Eukaryota; Viridiplantae; Streptophyta; Magnoliopsida; Solanales; Convolvulaceae
Source: the annotation of a GenBank genome assembly
GAUUCACAAAGAAAAUAGUCCCUGUAUAAGAAGUGUAUAACAAAGUGUGUGCAAGACCAAAAAUCAGUGUACAUUCAAAAAUCCCCUAUUUCAUCGCAAGGAGUGUGUGAGUUCUUCCAGAGUUCCAGGGUGCAGAUUGCUAAGGCUUACAAGGAAGGAUACAAGAAGGUAACAGGAAACCCAAAUCAUUUCCUGUAACUGAAAGGCUGUGCUCAUUGCUUAAAAGGAUACAAAAGCGCUUCUUAGCAAAUAUGAGCUGCAGUUUUCUUUCUACAUUUUCAAGACCGGCAGCUAUUACUGUAGGGAAGACCCAAAGCAAUGUGUCACGGAAGCAAAUAAAAACCUCCAAGCAAAGAAGAAUUUGUGCUUACUACGGCCUCAAAACACCUCCUUACGAACUCGAUGCAUUAGAGCCCUACAUGAGUCGAAAGGCAGUAGAGUUACACUGGGGUGGGCACCACCGAGGUUACAUUGAAGCUCUGAACAAACAGCUUGGGAAGAAUGACGUACUGUAUGGAUACACCCUGGAAGAACUGAUUAAAGUCACUUAUAACAACGGAAAUCCAUUACCUGAGUUCAACAAUGCUGCCCAGGUCUGGAACCAUGAUUUCUUUUGGGAAUCCAUGGAACCUGGAGGAGGGGACAUGCCUAAGGUUGGCCUACUUCAGCAGAUUGAGAAGGACUUUGGCUCAUUUACAAAUUUCAGAGACAAGUUUAUUGAAGAAGCACUCUCAUUGUUUGGUUCUGGCUGGGUUUGGCUUGUUUUGAAGAGGGAGGAGAAACGUCUUGCAGUUGUUAGAACAUCAAAUGCUGUCAAUCCUCUUGUGUGGAAUGACAUUCCUAUCAUCUGUUUGGAUAUGUGGGAGCACACUUACUAUAUGGAUUACAAGAAUGAUAGAGAAAAGUAUGUUGAAGUAUUUAUGAAUCAUCUUGUCUCUUGGACUACUGCAUUAGUGAAUCUGGCUCGUGCACAGUCCUUCGUGAAUUUAGGGGAACCCAAAAUUCCUGUUGCGUGACAUUACACAACAUGUCAGUAAGCUCCUUGUUAUAGAUGGAUCAUUAGAUAUCUUGGGUGGACAUUGUGUAUGUAUUUGUAUAUAGGAGAUCAAAGUAUACAGUAGGUUAAGGCCAUUGUGCUAAAUACAUCAGUACUUGAUAGUCAAUAUAACUACAUCUUUUCCACAAGAAGAGUCAUGUUUAGAAAAAAACAUUAUUGUUAUCAUAAUAUUGUUGUUGGUAUUGUCACUCCUACACCUACUACUAGUAUGGAUGGGAAUCAAGGUGUUGGUCGACUUUCCUAAUAAAGUUGUUUAUGUAACCCUAUCUCAUAGUCUUCAAUUUGCUAGUAUAUAAGU